UUAAGAGAGAGGGGGGGGGACAAGGAGACCAAGCUUUGUUACAACCUAAUAUUUCACAGAAAUCUUUAAAUCCCAGGCAUCGGCAAGCCGCCUGGCGCAUUGUGGCGCGCGCGCUCACACACACACACACACACACACACACGCACGCAACCGCGCGCGCGCGUUGUGAUGUGAUGUCAGCGCCCUGCAUUUUUUGAUAACACAUUCUGCAACUUACUCGUUCUGUUUGCGGUUCAAUUAUGCAAUUACGCUGAUAAUCGCAGUGAGGGAAUUUAACUGCCUUUAAUUUGUUAUUCAGGUGGAGAUGAUGGAGGGACCGGCGGAUGGAGGAGCGGGGCUGCGCCUCUGCUCCGCGCCGACAGCAGGCAGAGAAAGCUGCGGUCUGCAGAUGAACCCAGCGCAAAAUGACGGUCUGCCGGAGACUUUGCACUGCUUCCAUCCCGGGGAGGCUCUCUGUCCUCGGAUCGCGCACAUCUGUCUGCUUCUUCUCCAUCACGUGAUUCUUUACAAAGUUCCUCGGACCCCAGCCCCAGCCUCGCCAAUCGGCUUCUCCCUCGCAAAGAGUGGACCAAUCAGCGACAGCCUUUGAUGAAUAUUCAUGAGUCCGAGAUUCAAACCUUUGAGCGAGUUUGUCUCGGUCCACAGCAUCACUCCCAGGACUUUUUCACAGGCGCAAACUGCAUUUUCUUAUGAAUGGAAGGAGAAAAAACCAGGCCGGCUUAAAUUGGGACCCAUCCUUUAGCUGAGAUCACAAAAGGAGGAAAACAACAAAAGCGGAGAGGAGACGGGAGGGAACCGCCAGAAGAGAUGACAAUGACCACGAUUCCAGAAGGUCUUAAUAGCCCUGCCUCAGGAAAAGCCGUUUUCAUGGAGUUUGGACCCCCGAGUCAACAAAUGUCUCCUUCCUCCAUGUCUCACGGACACUAUCCCAUGCACUGUUUACAUUCUACAGGUCACACGCAGCACGACAGCUACAGCCCAGCCUCGUCGUUCCCCAGGUCUUUGGGUUACCCGUACGUAAACUCUGUCGGCAGCCAUCCCACCAGUCCAUACCUGAGUACAGUACAGACUUACCAGAACAGUUCGGGGCUCACACAGACACGACUGGAGGACCCAGCAGCACCAGAAGCCGAGAAGAACACGGUGGUCGAAGGCGGAGAGGUGCGAUUUAACGGCAAGGGGAAAAAGAUUAGAAAACCAAGGACUAUAUACUCCAGUUUACAGCUCCAAGCGCUCAACAGGAGAUUUCAGCAAACGCAAUACUUGGCGUUGCCGGAGAGGGCUGAGCUGGCAGCGUCACUGGGUCUCACUCAGACACAGGUAAAAAUCUGGUUCCAGAAUAAACGCUCAAAAUUCAAGAAACUAAUGAAGCAAGGCGGCAGCACAAUCGACACCAACGUUUUAGCCACCGGUCGAGGACUUUCCACCGGCUCGCCCACCGUGGCACCGGUAUGGACAUCCCCGACCACCGUGAAGACUUCGGUCGGCACGACUGGCUCCUACAUCCCCAGCUACACCUCGUGGUACCCGACCACACACCAAGAGUCUAUGCAACAGUCGCAGCUCAUGUGAGCAGAGACGUCAUGCGUCAGGAUGGCGAGGGACCCCGCAGCCGCCCGAGCGCGGCCUCGGCAUUGAUGGUGCGCCACUAUAAAAGCUGCCGCAUCCCGCCAGCUGACACGGAGGCCUCUUCGUGCCGGCGAGCAGAAAAGAGGGAGGGAGACGCAAAGGAGGGAAGCUGAGAGAGCGAAAAGGCGCACAAUGCACCCACGCAGGGCAGCAAGUCCGUGGCAGCGGGAAUCAGAAAGGAAAAAGGAUUUUUUUUUUUUGGCUGCUGUUGUUUACGUUUCUUUUAUUAUUCUAAUAAUUUUUUUUUAAACUCGAAUUGGUGUGAAGAAUUCUGUUGUUGAGCUGUAGGCUACAUGUUUAUGAGACAAGCUUUUUUUGUUUACGCCACGUGAUGACCUAAAACCGUGCAUUUCCACCUAAAGGCCAAUCAGGCCAGAGCAGUGAAGGCUUUUUAAACCAAAUAACUGAUCCCAGAUUCCACCAGUCAGGCCGCCAUGCUUACAGCAUAACUCAACCACAGUAAAUACCCACGUCGCUAUGUUGUUUCUAUGUGCUUGUUAUUUAAGUUAAAUUAUUCAGACUUGUCUGUGUUCAUUCUGUAUGCGUGUUUUUAAAGAUGACAACCCCGUGUUGUUGUGACGCUGCACUAAACGCAAGCAGAGCUUUUUCUUUGCCGUGCCCCGAUGUCAUGUGAACAAAUGUAAAAGGCCAGCCGACUCGCUGUUUUUGAGAGAGAGAAAGAAAAAAAAUAUCACGAGGAUGAGCAGCUAUAACUUGUCACUGUAUUUUUAUUUUUUAUUUUUUGUAUAUAAUUUUCAGAUUUGUUUUUUUUAAUUAUUAUUAUUAUUAUUAUUAUUAUUAUUAUUAUUUUGUGCUGUUACUGAUACGCUGUGAAACAGGGUUUUAGGCUUUUCGUGUAUAUUACUCGUCGACAUGUGUUUUAGUCACCAUAGAAGAUAUUUAGUUUUGUAUUGAUCACUUUAAUUUAUUUAUCUGUUUCUGGAGUUUUUUUAUGUACAUAAAAGUGCAAAAAGUUUCAAAAGCAGUAAAAUAUGAUUUAAAUUAUGUUUAAACACGGUGUCUGAUUCAACCCUCUCUUCCUGUCCACCUCCUCCUCCUCCUCCUCCUCCUCUUUUGCUGCAGCGCCCUGCAGCUUUAAUGCGAGCUGACACAAAGCAGGAUCAUGUUGGCUGUUGCAGCAGACACCAUGUGAGCUGCAAAAAAAGGCGCCCAGUUUAGAUUAUGGCCGUGUUUAACAAUCGGCCCUACAUGCCUUUGUGCAGCUUCUGCUCAGUGACUGCAGAUGUGAUAAAACCUCUGGACUGAGCUACAGAUGAGAAAUAAUGUCGGGAUGGAAAAUAUCUACACAUGACUGUUCAAGAUCUUUGCAACAUAUUGAUAUGGGAAUUUAACAACAGAGGUAUUGAUAUAUUUUCUUAAUUUUUGCCUCGAUAGAGAUCAUUUAUGUUCCAAAUAUGUAAAAAAAAAAGUGCUAAAUCCUAUUUGGAAGAAGAUGAAUUUUUAAAAAAAUGAAUAAAAACAAUAGGCUUUUUGGUGAGCAUGGCUUACAUAAACCUUUGAAAUAUGCGAUGCAACAAAAAACAUCUGUUAGCUAUUAUAAAAACACAAAAAAAAAACAACCAAGAAAACAAAAUUUUCGAGAAAUGUAAUUUCAUGGUCCUUUAAGCAGGAAAAAGAUUACAAAGAUGCCGCACGAAAUGUACCGAUGUAAAAAAGCAUGUUAUCAUGUAUGUUGAAAUGCUAAGAAUGAUUUAUUUGGGGGCAGGAUAGAAAGAAAAAGAAAAUGCAAUACUUGUUUUUUAUUUUUAUAUUUGCAAAAAAAA
Molecule: messenger RNA, 3413 nt
Organism: Fundulus heteroclitus (mummichog)
Lineage: Eukaryota; Metazoa; Chordata; Actinopteri; Cyprinodontiformes; Fundulidae
Gene: dlx1a
Product: distal-less homeobox 1a
Exons: 4
Coding region: 808-1572 (254 amino acids)
Biological process (GO): embryo development; negative regulation of transcription by RNA polymerase II; cell differentiation
Molecular function (GO): DNA-binding transcription factor activity, RNA polymerase II-specific; RNA polymerase II cis-regulatory region sequence-specific DNA binding
Source: RefSeq, a predicted model, not a curated record